GUUUCCCAGCGAACGGUGCACGGGGCGGAUGAUACGUCCGUCAAAAAAACACUUUUAACACGACACGAAAAGGAAAACUCUCAAAAUAGUCAAACACGAAAAGGCGAGACAGAACAGUGCGUGAAACAUUGUGUGCGGCUUCUAUUCAAGAAUUUUAAAUAGAAGAUAUGUAAAUAAAACGUUGUAAGCGAAAAGUAAAAAAGUAAACGCGGUUUCACAGUACGCUCCCUAUUCAUAUGCAAAUUUGGAAAUUUUGAAUCGGUGCCGCAAACUAAGCAGCACAUAAUUUGCGAAUUAAAUCAAAACACACGUCGCCCGUCUCGCUCUUUUGAGCCGGCAUCCUGGCAGCAACAACAAUUGCAGGACAUUAAGAGGACGCCUGGCUGAACGUUACGCGACGCGAACCGUUAACCGUUACGCUUCCGCUUUACGGCUUACGUAGUGUGUGCGCUCGUUUGUGUGUGUGCGCGCUUUUUGCGGGAUUUAACAAUUGGCAACGGGGCGGAUGAGCUGCGCGAUGCCGCCCACGUAAUGUGUGCCGAAAUUUAAAUUGCACUCUACGAGUACGACUUCGAGUGAGUGAGUGUGUGUGUGAUAACACAGAUAACGAUAACCAUAAACGUAAACAAAAGGAUUAGACGUUACGUUGCCGGGAUUACGCCAGCAGUAGCGACAGACUCUUUCCGAUAUCUCCAGCCUCAGGUCGCAUCCGCCCGAUCAGGCCCAGCACCAGCUCGAGCUUUGUUCAUCCGCGGCUUUGUUCGUGUGACAAGCGAAACUAAUGAGCGAGUGAGCGAACGAGCAGCAAAUCGGAAACAGGAAGCAGCAGCAACGAAAGUAAAACUGCUUGAGUAAAUAAUCGUAACUGUGAUAACACCAAAGAAAGCACAGCUCAGAGACCGUAAGACAGUUGCGUAAUUACGAGCCAUCGUCCAGUGAUUUCGCGCGCAAUAAAUGUCAACGUGGCCACGAGGAAAGUAAUCACAACUAUUUGCUAAACCCAAGCACCCAGCAAGCCCAGCAAAUCGCACAAAAUGGCUCAGCCCAGGAAAGCAGUUACGCCAGCAGUGGCAGCUUCUGAUGUUGCCCUACUAGCAACACGAAGCACGGCAGCAACAUUGCGAAGGAGCAGACGACCCUCGGCAGCAGCAGCAGCAGCGGCAACGCAUUCAAGUUCAAGGCGGUCAUCGUUAAUCACAUGUUUUAUAUCCUGCCACACGUUCAGCUUGUUCAUGCUGCUCCUCCUCUUGGCCAGCGGAGUCCGGGCUGCCGGCAAGCUGUCCACUCGCAGCAACAAAACAUCGGGAACUGGAACUGGAGCGGGAGUAGGGGCAGGAGCAGGAGCCGGAACAGCAGCAACAUCGGCAGCAGCGGCGGCAGCGUCGGGAACACCCAUUUGGGAUCAUGCCAUCGAUUUGAAUGAGGAUUUUCGCAUACUAUGGCAAAUCAUUAAUCAGGAUAUAACAUUUGAAAUACAGGCACGUACCCUGGGCUACGUCGGCUUCGGAUUCUCGCCCGAUGGCAAUCUGGCUGGUGCCGAUAUGGCCAUCGGUUGGGUGGACAAGGGUCAAACCUAUUUUCAGGAUCGACACGUCACACGGAACGGCGACCCCGAACCCCUGGUGGAUCCUUCGCAGGAUUAUAUGCUGAUGCUGGGCUACGAGAAUGCGACGCACACGGUCCUCCGGUUCCGACGCAAGCUGGACACGUGUGACCCCAGUCACGACAUCGCCAUAACGAACGACACGAUGCGCCUGCUGUACAUGUACCACGCCCAGGAUCCGCCGCACGGCUCGGUGCGUCCUGGCACCCUUCCGGAUCCGGCCCGCGCCUUCCGUCCCUACCGCCCCAUGGUCCUCAUGCAGCGCGCCCAGCUGCCGAUGCCCUCGCCCACGCACGACGAGCGCGUGCGAGUCCUCGAGCUGCGCAACGAGGAUGUGGAGCUGCCUUCCGGCGACCUGCCGCUCUUCUGGUGCAAGAUGUUCAAGCUGGAGGACAUCAAUCGCAAACACCACCUGAUCCGGUACGAGCCGAUUUAUGAUUCAUCGUCCAGCGUGCACUACUUGCAGCACAUAACGCUACACGAGUGCCAGGGUGCCCACGCGGAGCUGGAGGAGAUGGCACGCGAGCAGGGCCGCCAGUGCCUCGGAGCCCGGUCCAUUCCGCUGGCGUGCAAUGCCAUCGUGGCCUCUUGGUCGCGCGGCAGCGAGGGCUUUACGUAUCCACACGAGGCAGGCUACCCGAUCGAGUCGCGCCAGGCGAAAUAUUAUUUAAUGGAGACCCAUUACAACAAUUUGAGGCCCGACUUUGCCCAAUUGCACGCCAGACAAAUGGCGGAUAAUUCGGGUUUGAAAAUCUACUUUACGCACGUCCUGCGACCCAACGAUGCCGGCAUUCUGUCAAUCGGAAUGGACCCCAACUGGCGUCACAUUAUCCCGCCUGGCCAGAAGCGAGUCGUUUCCGAGGGACAGUGCAUCGAGGACUGCACCGGCUACGCCUUCCCCCAGCAGGGCAUCAACAUAUUCGCGGUGAUGAUGCGCACCCACCAGAUCGGCAAGGAGGUUAAGCUGCGCCAGAUACGACAAACCGAGGAGCUGCCGCCAAUUGCACACGACAGCAAUAUAGAUGUUGCCUAUCAGGACUUUCGACGUUUGCCACAAUCGGUGCAUUCCAUGCCCGGGGAUAGACUCAUCGCCGAAUGCAUUUAUGACAGUUCGUCACGAAAGGCAAUUACCCUGGGUGGACUCACCAUGAAAGAAGAAAGCUGCACGGUGCUGACACUCUACUAUCCGCGCCAGAAGAAGCUGACAACGUGUCACUCACUGCCGAGUCUGCCCACAGUGUUGCACUCCCUCGGCAUCGAGCAACUGGCAACCGACUCGAAUCCCGUGCUUAUAUCAUCGCCACCCGAAUUGGCCGGAAUGACACUGGAGGCACGUCUGAUAUCCUACGACUGGGAAAAUCAAUUUGGCGAAUUCCAGGAGGCCACACGCAAGGGCAGCUUCAAGCCCAUCUGCUGGGGAGCCAAGAAUCAUGUGGUGCCGGGCUCCGAAUUCCUCGAGGGCUACAGCAUAAAUGUGACCAAGACGUACAAAAAGCACCGCCGCUGCAAGCCCAAACGUCCCCUAUCCCCGCCCACCGAACGCACCGCUCCCCCACCCGCCUCCGACCUCAGCGAGCUGCCGGUGCUCCACGAGCUGGACAACAACAACAUAAUCGAGGGGGCGGCUCGGAGCAGCCGCAGCUCGGCGACCGACGUGCACGGGCUGAGCCGCAGCAGCGGACGCCAGUUCAUCAGCUGCCUGCUCUGGCUGGGUGCCUCGUCCUGGUGGCUCCUGCUGAUGCUCAGGACGUGAGGAGAUUGAAGGGGACCCGGCGACAGACGAAGCAGCAGCGGGAAGCACAGGCACCACCGUCUCAAUACACUAAACUAACCUAACCAAACAGCUAAAUGACAGAUGGAAAAUCAGUGGAAAACAUAAAGUAGAGUGCUGAAAUAGCGAACGCAACUCAACUACAGCUCUCUCUAACUACAAGCGACAUCUCUUAAUCCUACUACAGAUACAGAUGCAGAUACAUUUACAGAUAAAGAUACAGAUACAGAUACAAAUAGAAGCAAAAUGAAAAUGCGGAAAAGAGGAAAAGAUGAAAUAUUCAUAAUAAGCUAGCGUAUAACAGCUUUUCCCCGUCCCCUCUCCCGUACACCUGCUGGUCCCAAACGCCCAUUUAUUUAAGCUCCUCCCUCCACAGUUUUGUUGAUUUUGUUCUAGAGUUUUAGUAAAUUAUUAAUGAUUUUUUUAAGUAGUCUAAGCUGAAAAAAAAACCGAAACAAAAACA
Messenger RNA from Drosophila eugracilis, 3837 nucleotides. RefSeq names its product MOXD1 homolog 2 (gene olf413). Gene Ontology annotation, cellular component: secretory granule membrane. The transcript is spliced from 11 exons. Lineage: Eukaryota; Metazoa; Arthropoda; Insecta; Diptera; Drosophilidae. Gene Ontology annotation, molecular function: dopamine beta-monooxygenase activity; copper ion binding. Gene Ontology annotation, biological process: norepinephrine biosynthetic process; octopamine biosynthetic process; dopamine catabolic process. The record is from RefSeq and is a predicted model, not a curated record. The coding region runs from base 1035 to 3356 and encodes 773 amino acids.